GUAUUAAGUCAGGAUUCAUGCCACCUAUUACCAACUAAACCAAAAACAAUUAUUGGGUAUUAUCUGGCUUAUAAACCUAAUAAUUUAAUACCGGAUACAGAUUUUGAUAUCAGUCCAUCAAUUAAUUAUUUAAACUAUAUUGCAUUUGGUCUAAAUGACCUUGUUAAUAACAAUAAUAGCACAUAUAAUGAUUUUGGUAAACUCUCAUAUAAAAUAUUUACCGAACAAUUCAGCAAGUUUAAUGAACUAUCAAGUUAUAAGGCUGAGAAGAAUCUAACAUCUAAGGCAUUUCAUCUUAAUAUAAAUAACACAUAUGCAAGUGCUGGGAUAAAUAAAAUCACUCAAAUUUGGAGUUCUUGGAAUGAUUAUAUAGAUAAUUCAAAACUCGUUUUAGGCGUCGAAUUUGGAGGCAUCGUCGAAAUUGUUUUUUCCAAUAAUAUUAAGUCAGACAUUGAGAAUCAAUGUCUUCAAACAGUAAAUAACUCAACUUCAACACUCUCUAAGACUGAUGAAUAG
Dentiscutata erythropus is the source of this 516-nucleotide messenger RNA. Lineage: Eukaryota; Fungi; Glomeromycota; Glomeromycetes; Diversisporales; Gigasporaceae. The record is from the annotation of a GenBank genome assembly.